Molecule: messenger RNA, 2277 nt
Organism: Protobothrops mucrosquamatus (brown spotted pit viper)
Lineage: Eukaryota; Metazoa; Chordata; Lepidosauria; Squamata; Viperidae
Product: leucine-rich repeat and guanylate kinase domain-containing protein-like
Exons: 18
Cellular component (GO): cytosol
Molecular function (GO): GMP kinase activity; protein binding
Source: RefSeq, a predicted model, not a curated record
GAGGUGUUUGACGGCGUGUUGAGUGAAAAUGCAGUUGCCGCAGCCCUCCACACCUUGGGGCGUUCCGCCUCUGGCACGGAGUGUGUCUACCUUCAUCUGUCGCUUUCGUAUCACCUUUUGACCGACAUCAGAAUUCUUGACAAAUACGUCCACCUUGAGAAGCUCGAUCUUUCCAACAAUAAAAUCCGCGAUCUCUCCUGCGUCAGUCACAUGCCUUGCCUGUUGGAACUGGACGUAUCCCAUAAUGCACUAACCACCUAUUUCGACUUCAGUCCACCCAGGAAUCUCCAGGUGGCUAAUUUCUCCUACAACAACAUUCCAGAAAUGCAAGAUCUUUCCAAUUACCAGUCCCUCAGAAAGCUCAUCCUGGACAAUAACAACAUCACGGAGAUACAAGGUCUGGAGAAAUGCCACAACUUGACCUACCUGAGCUUGGCCAAUAACAAAAUCAAAGCAAUUACCGGCUUGAAAAAAUUGCCCAUCAAAACUCUCUGCCUGAAAUCGAACCAGAUCGAGAAGGCGGUGGGCCUGGAAGGCCUCAAGGUGCUACAGGUGGUGGACUUAUCUGACAACCAGAUCAGCAGCUUGGAGGGUCUGGAAGAGCACAACCUUCUGGAGGACAUCAACCUGGAAAAUAACCAGGUGUCUGAACUGAGUGAGCUGGAAUAUAUUGAAUCUCUGCCUCUGCUGAGAGUGUUCAAUCUGUUGAAGAAUCCCGUUCAGGAACAAGAAGAUUAUUGGCUCCUGGUGAUUUUUAUGCUGCUCCGUCUGACCGAACUGGAUCACCAGAAGAUCUCCGUGGAGGAAAAGGUAAAGUCUCUAAAAAGUUUGCCGUCCCUGAUCUGUGACCUCAACGAGGAAGCCCACGGAUGUUCUCGUCGGCCCCCGUGAGGGACGUCGCCAAGCUUUUCCUUCUCUUCCUCCAGCACCCUGCCCAGCCUUGAUGCCCCCUACCCCAUGUUGGUCUUGACUGGACCUUUGGCCUGUUGGAAGCGCGAGCUGUGUCACAGGCUCUGUCGGAAGUUCAACAACUAUUUCAGAUACAGCCCCUGUCACACCACCAGGAGCCCUUACUUCGGAGAAGAGAACCGGUUAGAUUACUACUACGUCUCCCAGGAGGAAUUUGACAAGAUGGUGAACACGGGGAAGUUUAUAGCCACGUUCAAAUAUAGCGGCUUUCACUACGGGCUGAGCCGGGAGGUCAUUGAAAGCAUUGCGAGGGAGGGGCUGGCCACCUGCGUCCAUUUGGAAAUAGAGGGGGUCCGAAGUUUGAAGAAUUCCUACUUCGAGCCACGAUACAUCCUGCUCAUCCCAGUGAACAAGGAGAAAUACGGGGGUCACCUCCGAAGGAUGGGCUUGUUCAGCAGACCGGAGAUUGAGGAAGCCCUCCGGAGGGUGGACAUGUACACCCGGAUGAACCAGGAUUUCCCCGGCUUUUUCGAUGCCGCCAUCAACGUAGAUGAUUAUGAUGAGGCCUUCUCCAAACUUAGCGGUCUCGUGGAGGAGUUCCUGGGGCUGGUGCCGACGUCCGAAUCCAAAGCCGCGGUUCCUGCGGUGGGCGGCAAAGACCCUUCAGCUCCCAAGAAGGAGUCAUCUGCAGCUCUGAAAGUCAGCAACGUCAGAGGGACCGAUGGUGUUGCACCAUCCCCUACUCCCAAUGAAUUUAUGGAUUCUUCAGCCAAAAACUACUCGGCCAAAAUAUCGGCCCAACUUUCGGCGCAGAAGACCCCGGUGGAAGAGGCAUCGCUCCAGCGCAGACAACAGCUGGCCAAGCAGGGCCUGAUGGGCAAAACCAUCUCCUCCUACGCCCAGCUGUUCGAGAGGGAUGCCCUCCGAGUUGCAGACCCCAGCGUGCAUAGCCAGUUUUUAGAGCCCCCAUCUUUCAUCUCCACGGGGUCCUUUAGACGUACCAUGAGCCCCGUCCCACCCACCACUCCUGACCAAAGAUACAGGGAAUCCGGUCAACCAGCCAAGAAGUCCCUCACCGAUCCAGGAUCACUCCUUUCUCCCAGCAUAUCUUCUACCCGUCCCUCCAGGACCAUCCCCGCAGAAGUCACCGAUGAAAAAAGGAGCCGACAAGAGGCCGACCGUCCCGCGGAGGGCAAGGAGAAGAAGACCCCCAAGCACAAAGCCCCUUCCCCACACCUCACCCCCACGGUCACCGUCCGCCCAGGGUCCAACACCAAGCCGGUCCUUCCUCCCAUCCCAUCCGGCCGGAAGAAGCCCAAAGCGGCCGCCGUGGACAGCUACGCCUCGGUCGUGUGGUUGAAGCCCUAG